Scaptodrosophila lebanonensis is the source of this 1203-nucleotide messenger RNA. RefSeq names its product beta-1,4-glucuronyltransferase 1-like. The transcript has 3 exons. Bases 1 to 1203 code for a protein of 400 amino acids. The record is from RefSeq and is a predicted model, not a curated record. NCBI's taxonomy places the organism in Eukaryota, Metazoa, Arthropoda, Insecta, Diptera, Drosophilidae.
AUGUGGCCCAAAUUUGGAAGUCGCGUUUGCGUAAUAAGACUGCUUUUUUUCACUUUACUGGUUUUUGGAGGUCUAUCAUACUUCCUGUUUUCCUCAACGACGUUUGAUAUAUUUCAGAAGAAGAACCCUACGAAACGGCCCCCUUACUCAGACUUGCCGCAUUUCCAGUUGCAACAGAAUGGCGAAUACUGGAUAUUCAAUGACUUCAUAGAACCCGACUGUAGAAACAUUUGGGGAAAAUCAAGCAUUACGUUAACCACCCAUGCCACCUACAUAGACUUUAAGCUACUCGAGUGGCUGCUUGUGCGCUGGAAUGCGCCCAUCAGCAUGGCUGUCUAUGUGGAUGGCGAAGACUUUGAGCGGACGGUGCAAAGCUUCUACCACAUCAAGUUUUGCUCAGUUAUCGGCAAGAGUUUCUUCCAAUGGGUCUCCGUACAGCUUGUCUUCCACAAUAGUCAUUUUCCAAGGAAGCUACGACCAUUCAGCCAUCAGAGGCCCAGGAAGUUGCGUUGCAAGACCCUCUACCAACGAGGACGUCCGAACGAGACUUCUUGGUAUAAAAACGAUUUGACAUAUCCUUUGUCCUUGCUGAAGAAUGUUGCGCGUGCAAAUGCGCGAACCUACUACAUUUUCUCGCUGGGCUUGGACAUGUUGCCACCACGCCGAUUUGUCAAAAAUUUCCUAGAUCUAAUGGAUACCAUUCAGGUGUCGGUGAAGAGUGUCUUUUGCGUGCCUGUGUUUCCCCAACUUACUGAAGAUAUGCUGGUGCCGAAGGACAAGUCUGAGCUGCUCACCCAACUCUGGCCCUAUUUCAACGGCUCGAUUCCGCUGGUGAUACCGGAUGACGAGCUACAGCGACUGCGGGACUUGUUUUCCUGGCUCCUGCAGCCGUUGGUCGAUGUGGAGCAGGCAAUCUUUAAGAUUAGCAAGCAGCCGAAUAAUUGCGAUGCCUAUGUAAGCAUCAAUCACUUCGAGCCUAUUUAUGAUCAACACGCCGCCGGAUCCCUGCAGGAGCAGCAUUUGAGCCAUUUGGAAGUGCUAAGCGGCUUGAAUUUUGAUUUUAUCGUGCUGGGCGGUGCAUUUCUCAUCAAACGACAUGCACCCAUUUGGCAGGAUGUGGAGCCGAGUGAGUAUCCUGUAAGAAUGCCGGAUCCAACGCCCCACAUAAGCGACCUAAUCGUAUUGAGCUCCAUGGUACUGUAA